UAAUUACGGAAUCCUGUAAGGGUCGGUAUUGUGGCUCCACCGACCCAGAGCGGAAAAGCUUUUCGCUGGCAAGGAAAGUUGAAGAUUUAAAUAGCCACACAAGACCCCACGGAGCCCCCCCAACCCAAACCCAAAGCCUCCAAUCUCUCUUUAUCUCUUUCUCUUUCUUUUUUGUUUAUUUUUUUUUCUUUUCUCCCCCGAUUUUUUUUUUUUUUUUUUUUCAAAAUUAUUCUUCGACUAUCUCGUAAUAAUCUCCCGGAUUAGGGAAUUAUCUGGUUCGAUUUUGUGACUGAAGAUCGGCCAAGGCAACCAGGUGAGAGGUUUCGUGUUAUCUGUAGAAUUGAAUCGAUUGUGUCGUGGUUUUAGGAUUAACAAAGAUGGACUCUCACGAUGAAACUGGAUGCCAAGCUCCAGACCGCCCCAUCCUUUGCAUUAAUAACUGUGGCUUCUUCGGAAGGGCAGCUACAAUGAAUAUGUGUUCCAAAUGUUACAAGGACAUGCUUCUAAAGCAGGAGCAGGCCGAUCUGGCAGCAACAUCCAUUGGUAGCCUUGUGAAUGGCAAAAAUAGUGGCAUUGGCCCUGUUGUUGCUAAUGCUGUUGAUGUGCAAGCUGGACAAGUUGAGGCAGUGGUUAUUUCAACUGAGCCAUCUUGUGGCUCAUCCUCAAGCAAAGUUACUGAUGAGGUGAAAGAAAUAGCGGGACCAAAGAGAUGCACUACUUGCCGAAAGCGUGUUGGUCUAACUGGGUUCAAUUGCAAAUGUGGAAACACCUUCUGUUCAACUCAUCGCUAUUCUGACAAACAUGACUGCCCUUUUGAUUAUAGGACUGCUGGUCGGGAUGCUAUUGCUAAAGCCAAUCCUGUUGUCAAGGCAGAGAAACUUGAUAAGAUCUAGGAGUCAUGUGCUGAAGUGAAGAUUUAUGUAUGAAAUGAUGACGCUUCUCUUUCUUGGCUUGUUCUCUUGUUAGGUCCUAUGGUAGAAAUGCUUAAGUCAUGAUAACGAGGCCAUCAUAUAAGGAAAUCCUAUAUUCCUUGUUGGUGAAAUAUUCCUUUGCUUGUUCCAGUGUGUAAGUCUUUGGAUUGCUGGUUUGAUGAACUUCGUUGGAGUUAUUUUGCUAUGUAUUGCCGUUUGGUAUCCAUUCCUUUGUGGCAAUUAAAUGGAAAUAUGUAGUUUGCAGCUUUAAGUUUGGUAGUUCUAUCA
This is a messenger RNA of Rosa chinensis, 1199 nucleotides long. Its product is annotated as zinc finger A20 and AN1 domain-containing stress-associated protein 8. The record is from RefSeq and is a predicted model, not a curated record. Bases 378 to 893 code for a protein of 171 amino acids. NCBI's taxonomy places the organism in Eukaryota, Viridiplantae, Streptophyta, Magnoliopsida, Rosales, Rosaceae. The transcript is spliced from 3 exons. Gene Ontology annotation, molecular function: zinc ion binding; DNA binding.